CGACCGUGGUCCCUCUAGAUCGUCUCCCUCGGGCAAUAAAAGGCGGAGAAGCCAGGAACGCGAAGAGAUCAGCCGCAUCCACAGUUACUGCACUAGUCAGGGCUCAGAGUGAUCUUAGUCGGUUAUACCCCAGUGGCCGGCGGAAGUCGACGCCCGUGGGUGCAUGAGAGAAUUCCUGCCUUCGUCCCUCGUGUGGACAUCGAUAUCCCGGUUUUGACCCUAACACCACCGUGCUUAUACUUCCUUUCUAUCUUCAGCACGUCCCCUCCGCCUCUGCCUCCUCUUUCUUCCGGACCAUCAUCACCUUCGACGUCUUCCGUCGACGUCUGUGUCCUCUCCUCAUCCGCCACCGACGCCCGCAAUGGUCGCCAGUAUCAACGAUGAGGUCUACGCGCCCAUAUCUACCCACUAUAUGCACGCACACGAGGACGGGCCCCAUUCGAGCGAGGAGGGCUCAGAUCUUCACUCACCCGUGUUCGAGACCCAGCCGCUUUCAGCAUCGUUUCCCAACGUCCGAUUCCAGUCUACAGACAGCGUGCCGAUCCCGCACACAAUUAGUGCUAGCGCGAACGGCUCUAAUCUGAUGGCCUAUCCCUACCACUCGUCUUACCCUGACGGGGGCGAUAACGCCAUGUCAAGCUCUCGGAGCAGGCAGCACAGCUCUCUUCAUCCGCUAGAACCUCCGAGCAAUAGCCACCACCAACACGAUCACACCGAAUUCGGGCACAACAGCGGCUACGGUCAUCACACCCAGCUCGACAUGCACACCCAUUCACCCUCCUUUACAUCCUCCGCGUACUCGAUCGCCUCUCCGAUCCGAUUCCCGUCACUCAACACCACGGCGUUCGAAUACCCGAUUUCUGCGUCCGUCCAUUCCACGUCAGCCUCGGAGAAGUCGCCAUCAUCCGCCUCGACGUUAGCUUACACUCACUCCUUGUCGGAUUCGCCUCUUACCACCACGUCCACCGCCGGGGGUCUAUCGAUGAGCGGCAAGGGCAACCCUUCGACUUCGCCGGUAGCUCAUACUAGCCCAGCGAAUCAGCAGCCGCUUUCUUCCCCAACCGCGACUCGUCUGCCUGCGGCAGAGGCGAGCGGCGCAAGUGGUGGUGGUAGUGCGGGAGGAGGGGGUGAUUCGGUCUCCACACCAGGAGCGAGACCGAGCCGUCAAAGCCGCAAAGAGAUCUCGAACGUUGUUAUAGCCUGUCGCCAGUGUCGUGCACGCAAGAUUCGUUGCGACUCUACGAGACCAGAAUGCAACAACUGCGUCCGGCGCAACAACGAAUGUGUGUAUGACGCCCAACCUCGUCGUAGAGGCCCGGAUAAGCGACCUGGCACGCGUCAGCGGUCGUGCAAAAAGCGUCCUACGGACGGCUCUGAACCGCCGCCACCGAAGAAAAAGCGACGACCCGAGCAUGGACAGGCAGCCGACAUUACCACCACCACCACCACCACCACUUCUUCCUCUGUUUCUGCAUCUGCCUCCGCGCACGCCAUCGAUCCUACCUCGUCUGGACUUGGAACUUCCGCGUCCGCCUCUGGUGGCCAACAUCCAGGUGUAUCGGCUUCUGCUUCUUACCCCGGACCCUCUUUCAGUCUUAAGCAGUCGACGUCUGGGCCGGAGCAUCCGCUUUCGUUACCGAUUCAGCAACCUCUUCUGAUUAAGACAGAGUCGGACCACCAUUCGCAUCACCAUCACCAGCAGCAACAGCAGCAUUUGUACCACCAUCCUCAGCAGCAGCAGCAGCAGCAGCAGCACUACACGCACCACUCCCAACUUGCGCAUCAGCAUCUCCCUCAGAUUCGUACCCAUACGCCUGCCCUUCAUUCGCCUUCGUCAUAUCAGGAUCCAAGCCGCCCUUCGUCUAGCCAGCACCAAUCGGGCAUCGACCAUACCAGAUAUUACCAGAAGAGGCGUUUGUCUCCGAUUUAUCUUCGCGCAAUGGAAUCAACAUCGAGGAUGGGCAGAGACGUGGACCUGGCGAGCUCCAGCACCAACAGUCGUCGCAACGACCUGGAGGGCAUUUCCCCCACUUUUGAUUCCGGCUUCAGUAGCAAUUCUCGCGGCGGCGAUCUACACCUUCAUUCUCCUCUCUCUCCUCAGACUCCGUACGGCGAUUCGCAUUCACAUAACCAACCACAACUUCAGCUUCGACAGCAACAUCAAACCCCGAUACCCCCCGUCCCGGCCACACAGUACAGUCGCAAGGUGUGGUGGGAUGAUCUUCUCGACACUUAUUCUUCGACACGUGAACAAUCCCUUCAGACUAUUACUUCCGACUUCAAUCUCCUCUUUAAUUCAAGCACUUACUGGCUCACUUUCUUCAACGCCUCUUACUUCCUUCGAAAGCUGUGCGAUCCUGAGGAGAGGCUUCGCAUCCAGCCCGCGCUUGUGCUUGCGGGACUUGCGCUUGCGACACUGAUGCGCUCGAGCGAGCUGGAGCUGGGAACUGCGGGACGGGAGAGGGCGUUACAAUUGAGGCAAGCAGCGCAGACGGCGGCAGAGGCGAGUUGGAACGCGCAGGUGGUUGACUUGGGUUUAGCAGAGGCCGCGAUGGUUCUUGCGCUCUUCGAAACUUCGGCACAUCCGCUCUAUAGCCCUUCGCGAUCGGACGACGCUCUUGUCUUUCUCGACACCAUUAUUAGCACCCUUCGGCUCACAUUCCUCGACGCGAAUGAUCGCGAAUCGCUCGACUAUUCCGUCCAGUCCGUACCUGUCGUCUCCCGUUCAUCCGGCUACGUCCCGCCUAAGAAAUGCGAGUGUAUCAACAUCCCGCAAGACAACCAGUACAAUACGAGCUGGAGCUUCGUGCCGGCCUGGGAUACGAACUGGGAUGAGGUGGAGGUGGAGAACGAGGAGACGAGGAGGUUGUGCUGGAGUGCGUUGAUGCUGGUAGCGAGUCAUACGUCGGCAUGUGUGGCGAACGAUAGGAAGCCGUUACAGCUGUUCCUGACGGACUCUUCGAAUUUCCACCUCCUGUUCCCAGGCGAAUACCUCCAGCGUUCGAGCCUCACUACGCCACAUUCCGGAAAGGAUACGGUCUGGGCUCUGUAUUGCCGAAGUAUGCUCUUGUGGAACAGUUGUACGCACUUCCAGGAUGAGAACCUCACUGGCGACGCAAAAGCAGAGAUCGCGAUUGCGGUAUAUACGGAAACGCGGGCAGUGGAGCAGGCUUUGGAUGCUCACAUAUGCAAUCUGGACACGGCGCUGAUCUACAUGUGUCGCGAGUUCAUAGCGAAUGCACGUCUGGCAGUGACGUAUCUGAUGAGGAGAAUGCUCCUCGACCUCGAUCUCACGGGCCGACCUGUCUGGAAUCGCAGGCUCGCGGAAGAAUGGCUGUUCUAUCAAGAGCAAGUCGCGAAACGUGUUAGGUCCUCGAUCCAUCGUCUCUCGGAACCGAAUGGUCAUUUGUUCCUACGGCGCCCAUUCCAGAUUGGCUGGUUUGUGAGUCAGGUGUCAACCUGUCUGAACCUCUGGUCGGGUGAUUCCUCACUACUUCGCGCACUCGAACUGGGAAAGUCCUUCCUUGUUCCCAUCGAGGUUCUCAAUGCGAUGUGGCCCUGUCCCACAUAUCGCGCAGAAUGUGAAGACUUACGAAGACAACUCACGGAUGCCUGCGCAACCGCCGAGGUUCCACUGCCACCCUUGCCAGAGUAUUCGCUGCCGCCCGCAUUACUUCGCCUCUCUGUCUGAUACCGCUGCCGAACCGUCAACUCGACACUAGCGCUUGCCCACUUUUCUGCACGCUAUCUCGCUCGCUUUUACAAACUGUAAAGUGUAUCCUUAAUUCCGCUGCCGUCUUGCUUCGCGAUACUGUUAUCCCGCUUUGACGUUCUACCUCGCAAACAUAGCUGAGCUCCAAACUUGCUUUCUUUUCACACCACCUUUCCUACCUCUCCUGGGUGCGCGAUCCAAUCUCCCUUGCUACAUCUGCUCAUACCCUCCUGCGUACCGAAACUCUCAACUCACCCUCAUUUCUUCACAAUGCCGAUGUAGCCUACAUUAUACACCCAUGUAUUGGCUCUCGCUCUCUUUUUUAUUAUUGUGGUGCUCCUUCCACAUUCUUGCAUCCGGCCUCGGUCCGCGUCUUGUAUCAUUAUUUGGCUCGCCUCUCAUUAUUGUUCUCCGCAUACCUCCUUAUCCUUUGGGUCUCUUUUGAUAUCCUCGUCAUCUUGCUGCAUUCUGGGUCACCGGGCGUCUCCCAUCUCCCAUGUCG
Stereum hirsutum FP-91666 SS1 is the source of this 4214-nucleotide messenger RNA. RefSeq lists its product as uncharacterized. Gene Ontology annotation, molecular function: DNA-binding transcription factor activity, RNA polymerase II-specific; zinc ion binding. Lineage: Eukaryota; Fungi; Basidiomycota; Agaricomycetes; Russulales; Stereaceae. The transcript has 15 exons. Gene Ontology annotation, biological process: regulation of DNA-templated transcription. Bases 362 to 3691 code for a protein of 1109 amino acids. The record is from RefSeq and is a predicted model, not a curated record.